Priapulus caudatus is the source of this 1751-nucleotide messenger RNA. Its product is annotated as protein FAM195A-like. The record is from RefSeq and is a predicted model, not a curated record. Bases 58 to 474 code for a protein of 138 amino acids. Lineage: Eukaryota; Metazoa; Priapulida; Priapulimorpha; Priapulimorphida; Priapulidae. The transcript has 6 exons.
UGGUCAUUCGGGUUGCGACAAUAGUUGGUUAGCUGCGAGAGAAUCAUUGAGCGAGUGAUGUACACUCUAAGCGGAGGACCGAGCAAAAUAGCAUCGAAAACGCGUCGAGCUCCGACGUCGCCAGCUCAGACGAAUUUUGACCAGUUAUCCAGGAAAGGAAAGGAGGAGAUUAUCAAUAUGACGUCUCCGAAGCCGGUGUUUAACGGCAAGCCUCGAUAUAACAACAGAAAUCACCAGGUGUCACGACAUCAUGAGCUGGUAGCAGCUCCUCAUGAGGAGAUGGUGCGAUACAUAUCCGACGCUUGGAAUAAAGUAUCAAAAGAAUACGAAGCUCACAGAAAAGCAGGACGUGAUCUAACUAUUGUAUACUACCAAGAAAAAGUGCCAAACCCACAGUUAAAUGGUUUCGAGCCUUUCGAUCUGGAGUCGUGGUGGGGAAAUCGCAUACUCAAGGAUAUCACGCAGUCGUCAUGAGACCGUGAGAUACAGGUGGAAGGCUACAGCGAUUGUGUAGGCAGGUUGUAGGAAGGGUCGAGCCGGGGGGGGGUCUCAUUGUUGAAUUUAAAGUCAUGGCGGCUGCAUUGUUAAUGCUGAUGCCACAUUGUGACACAAUUGUGAUGUUGUAAAGAAGGCGACGAUCAAAUUGCCGGAUAUCACUGUGAGUCCUCGUCACGAAACCGGACUCUUCGGAGGAAGCUAUAGAGUUUAGUUUCUUAUCCGCUUCAGUUGUGAUGUUCUGACAUUGCUCGGUGGUAGGGCAGGGAUGAUGUCGACUGGUGCUGUUGCAUCAGUACUCAUCUCUCCCUGCAACAAGUUCCGGCCUAUAUAACGUGGCCCUGUAGUUUCACACACACAAAUGCGUGAUUAGUAGUAUUCGCAGUUGAAUGACUGACCAUUCCAGGAACGGUGGAACGCAGUGGCAACAUAGGAUUUACUAGGUUCUGCCUUGAUGUGUGGCGACCCUAAAGAAAGCCGGAUGAUAGUCAGCGUUGAUGUCUGAAUGCGGUCUUAGGUGAUGACAUUAGUUUUUCCUCCCACGGCAUUGCUGCUUCGUCACCCUACUAAACGGCCUGCCUUGUAGUUUUAUAAUUUGUGAUCGUUAUUUUCAUCUUUUAGAGUCCGUCUGUCGAACGUCAAAUAAAAUACGCAAAAAUGAAAUCUAUCUUUCCCAUGUAAGUAGCUUGCUAGAAAUUGCCAUUCAAUGUACUAGAUUGGUUUAAGUCGUUGAUUUGCACGAACAUAUGGAAUGCUGAUGAGUUGCUCUGGCACUAAAAAUCGGUGUGAUAACGAUACGUAAUGAAAUUUGAAAAAUUCCAGAGACGCAUUUUGUGACAGCAUGGAUUUAUUUACUUGCAUUUUAUUGUUUGAUUUAAUUUUCAUGGGAUCUAACAUCAAAUAUUGCAACCCGUUUGAUGCGGUGAUUGCAUGCAGCUUCAAGUAAUGGAUAUUGAAAUAUUUUGGACUAACAACCAUUUCGAAAUCAGCUGAGGAAUACACAGUGAGCUUCUACGUAUUUGUUUAUGAAAGACAUUCCUUUUUUUGCGUAGUAUUACAUUGGAACGGCAUGUAUUUAACCCGUUUUUAGCAGUGGCAAUAAUGGCGUUUCCCCCACCAGAAAAGUUGGUGAUUGCCUCACUAGGUGGCAGCAGUAGGUGACAGCAAAACAGUCGGCUGCAACCAAAGAUCGUAUAGUGCCAGAGGCACAAGAUAAACCACUCUCCAAUAAUAGCGUAGUAGGUCAUGGGUCGCCA